AUGCGGCCACACACUCCAGCGCGGGCCAUGCGCUCGAUACAGCCGAUACAGCGUUGUGUGCGUCUAUCUGCACAACUCAGAAGAGCAACAUUACCUCGAAGAAUACAAACCACCCGCGCCUUCACCACGACACCAACACAACGCCACAACCCCUCCGCCUCGACCGUCGACCCAACCGAAGUCUCGCACUUCAACGCCCUCGCCUCGUCGUGGUGGGACCCCCACGGCUCGUCGCGGCUGCUGCACCUCAUGAACCCGCUGCGCCACGACUUCAUCGCCUCGUGCCGCUUCAACGACCCUGUGAUGCCCUCGCAGAAGCUAAAGUACCUCGACAUUGGAUGCGGCGGCGGCAUCUUCGCCGAGUCUGCCGCGCGCCUGCCAGACACACACAGCGUGACCGCCAUCGACCCCACACCAGGCGUGCUGAAAAUCGCCGAGGGCCACAAGAGGCGCGAUCCGCUGCUGAUGGAGCCCGGGCGGCUGACGUACCUCAACACAUCGAUUGAAGAGCUGCCCUUGCCGAAAACACCCGCCGAAGCCUACGAUAUCGUGUCGCUGUUCGAAGUCCUCGAGCACGUCAACGCGCCUGGGCCGUUCAUCUCCAACCUCCUCCCGCACGUCAAGCCGGGCGGCUGGCUCGUCAUGAGCACGAUUGCGCGCACGUGGACUAGCUGGCUGGUGACGAACGUCCUGGCCGAGGAUGUGCUGGGGAUUGUGCCCAAGGGGACGCACGAGUGGGGCAAGUACGUCAAUGAAGACGAGCUGCGCGGGUAUUUUGCCAAGGAGCCUGGGUGGGAUGGCGCGAGCGUGCGCAGUCUGGGUGUCAUGUACGUGCCAGGCUUUGGGUGGAAGGAGGUCAAGGGCGGUGAGGACUGGGGGAAUUACUUUUUCGCUGUGAAGCGCCUCGAGCAGUGA
Messenger RNA from Ascochyta rabiei, 915 nucleotides. RefSeq lists its product as uncharacterized. Bases 1 to 915 code for a protein of 304 amino acids. Lineage: Eukaryota; Fungi; Ascomycota; Dothideomycetes; Pleosporales; Didymellaceae. Gene Ontology annotation, molecular function: 2-methoxy-6-polyprenyl-1,4-benzoquinol methyltransferase activity. The transcript has a single exon. Gene Ontology annotation, biological process: ubiquinone biosynthetic process. The record is from RefSeq and is a predicted model, not a curated record.